UGAAUUAGGGAGACAAAUAAAGGAGAUAUUAUUAUUCAUCUCCUUCACAUAAUGUUUUUCCUCUCACUAUAUAUAUGAAUGCAAACUAUAACAACUAAAUAAAAACAAAAAACAACCAAGAGUGAAAGAUAUAAACACACAUCGUCAUCAACAAAACAAAAAGCAUAUUAAUAUAUUAAAGAAUGGUGGUCUCUACUAUUAAUGGUACUUCACCUUUGUCACAUUCCAAUGGCACAACAAUACCCCUCUCUACUUUCUCACGCAAUUCCUUUGUCAAUGUUGAGAAGGGUGAUCCAGUGGCAUUCCGGCCAUAUUGGGAGAAGGUGAGAGAUGAAUGUACGGUAGAUAUAAAAGGUGACGAAUGGAUGAGUUACCUUGGUGAUACAAACAACUUAUGUUGGUAUAUGGUGCCACAAAUGAGGGAUGCAAUUUUGAGGCUCCACAAUGUGGUCGAUAAUGCUGUCACAAAAGAUAAGUUCUUAGUAUUAGGGACAGGUUCUUCUCAACUCUACCAAGCUCUUCUUUAUGCACUCUCUCCUUCAGAAUCCUCUCAUCGUCCCAUUAAUGUUGUUGCUGCUGCACCUUAUUAUUCGGAAUACAAAGACGCAACCGAUAUCUUGCAAUCAAGGCUAUUUCAAUGGACCGGUGAUGCUGCUCUGUAUGAUAAAGAUGAACCUUACAUAGAGGUUGUGACCUCCCCAAACAACCCUGAUGGGACUCUUCGUGUACCGGUAGUGAACUCUGGAGUUGAAGGGAAAAUCAUUUAUGACUUGGCCUAUUACUGGCCGCAAUACACUCCCAUUACUUAUCAGCUUGACCAUCAUGUUAUGGUCUUCACAUUCUCCAAAUGCAUCAGUCAUGCUGGUUCGCGUAUCGGGUGGGCAUUUGUAAAAGACAUUGAAGUUGCUAAAAAGAUGAUAAGAUUCGUACAGUUAAACUCCAUUGGCGUGUCAAGAGAAUCCCAAAUUCGAGCUGCUAAGAUGAUUGGAGUGAUUUGUUAUGGUUACAAAAAUUUAAAGUCCAUUGAAUUUGAUCACCUCUUUUUUGAUUAUUGCAAAAGACUCAUGAAAGAAAGGUGGGAGAAAUUUAAGGGAGCUAUUGAGAAAAGCAAGGUUUUUACCUUGACCAAAUACCCAACUUCCUAUUGUCACUUCAACAAGGACUUAUCUGAGCAAUACCCAGGUAAUAUAUUUUCACCUAUGAAAUCUGAAAACACAUAUUCCUAUACAGCUUUUGCUUGGUUGAAGUGCUUGGAGGGCAUAAAAGAUGGCGUGAGUUAUUUGGAAAAAUUGAAGAUUCGUACAAGAGGAGGGGAGAGAUUUGGUGUCGAUGCAAAGUAUGUUAGGGUUAGCAUGAUUUGUACAGAGGACGAGUUCAUUGAAUUAUGUACAAGAUUGUCAAAUGCUAAAAGGGAAUGA
This is a messenger RNA of Trifolium pratense (red clover), 1418 nucleotides long. RefSeq names its product L-tryptophan--pyruvate aminotransferase 1-like. The transcript is spliced from 5 exons. The coding region runs from base 183 to 1418 and encodes 411 amino acids. Gene Ontology annotation, molecular function: transaminase activity; carbon-sulfur lyase activity. The record is from RefSeq and is a predicted model, not a curated record. Gene Ontology annotation, biological process: amino acid metabolic process. NCBI's taxonomy places the organism in Eukaryota, Viridiplantae, Streptophyta, Magnoliopsida, Fabales, Fabaceae.